GAACUUCACUUGUGGUGGAUCUGGCUCUCUGCUUUGUGGGAGGCUUUUGCAGACCCUGCCUUUCAGUUAACAGAAAUGGAAACUUCAGGAGAACCUGUGGGAGAGGAUGAAUUGUGCUGCAACCUUUCUACAUGAAAAAAGACCUUUUUCAGCACAAGAUCCUUAUGCUACUACUGAAGUGCAAAAAUGUCCUGGCACCUCUGAACAAACAGAAAAGCCUGUCACUGUGCAGCAGGUUCCCCCAAGGCACCGAAGUUUGGGGAAGGAUCUGCACAUGGGGCAGCCCCUGUUCGGUGUCCCAGAGCACAUCUCGGGGGGCUGGUUUUGUACAGGGCUCAGGAAAACGCCGUUCGCUCGCAUUUCCCAGCCGGACACAGCAGUUCCUCGGAAAGCUGAGGAGGGUUUUGUCGGCACCGGAGUGCCGGCGGCUCGGAGCGGCUCAGAUCGGCGGCGGCACGGAGCGCGGUGCCCGGGCAGCGGGACCGGGCUGGGCUGCGCUCCGGGACCGGGCUGGGCUGCGCUCCGGGACCGGGCUGGGAUGCGCUCCGGGACCGGGCUGGGAUGCGCUCUGCUCCGGGACCGGGCUGGUCUGCGCUCCGGGACCGGGCUGGGCUCCGCUCCGGGACCGGGCUGGGAUGCGCUUCGGGACCGGGCUCGGCUCCGCAGCGCUCUAGGACCGGGCUGGGCUGCGCUCCGGGAACGGGCUGGGCUGCGCUCCGGGACCGGGCUGCGCUCCGGGACCGGGCUGGGCUGCGCUCCGGGACCGGGCUCGGCUGCGCUCCGAGACCGGGCUCGGCUCCGCAGCGCUCCGGGACCGGGCUGGGCUGCGCUCCGGGACCGGGCUGGGCUGCGCUCCGGGACCGGGCUGGGCUCCGCUCCGGGACCGGGCUGGGCUGCGCUCUGCUCCGGGACCGGGCUGGGCUGCGCUCUGCUCCGGGACCGGGCUGGGCUGCGCUCCGGGACCGGGCUGGGCUCCGCUCCGGGACCGGGCUCGGCUGCGCUCCGGGACCGGGCUGGGCUGCGCUCCGGGACCGGGCUGGGCUGCGCUCCGGGACCGGGCUGA
Molecule: messenger RNA, 1063 nt
Organism: Oenanthe melanoleuca
Lineage: Eukaryota; Metazoa; Chordata; Aves; Passeriformes; Muscicapidae
Exons: 3
Coding region: 107-1063 (318 amino acids)
Source: RefSeq, a predicted model, not a curated record